CUGUGUAUUCCACAAUACAUGAUUUUUGAUAGGUUGAAAUUCUUAUUCUCUGUUCUCUGUUCCUUUUACAGAAUAGAGGCCCAGUAAUCAGGGCCGUUAAUCACCGAAGAAGAAGAAGAUACAAAUUUACUAAAAGGACUGAUAAAAUAAGUUAACAAUGUUGCGCCUGUUUGUAUUUCUGGUCUUCUCUUUCUGGCUCAGGACGAGCAUGGCUGCGAUCGCGCAAGAAUCCAUUACAACUACAACGUGGGGUUCUGUAAAUGGUCAGGAAAUCAAGAAAUUUACGUUGAGAAAUAAAGCUUGUCAAGAAGUCGAUGUCAUAACGUAUGGUGCGGUGGUAACCGCUAUUAGAACGCCAGAUAGAGAAGGAAACCUAACGGACGUCGUCCUCGGCUUUGAUAAUAUCGAAGGAUACCUUUCAUCGAAUAAUCCAUACUUUGGUGCCACAAUUGGACGAGUCGCAAAUCGCAUCGGCAAAGCAACUUUUGUUGUGGAUGGCCAACGUUAUAACAUAUCCAAAAAUAAUGGUGAGAACAGCCUCCACGGUGGUACUCAUGGUUGGAGUUCUAAGAUAUGGGAUGCAACAAUUCAGAACGAUUGUGUGGUAAUGACUUUGGACAGUCCGGACGGUGAUGAAGGUUAUCCAGGAUCAGUCACAGCGAUAGCGAGCUUCCAACUGACGAACGAUGGAGAGUUGCGCAUAGAGAUGAAAGCCCAUUCCAAAAAGGCGACGCCGAUUAAUUUAACGAAUCACAGCUACUUCAAUCUCGCUGGACAUGCCACAAAUGCAUCAGAACUAUAUAAACAUGUGAUCACUAUGAAUGCCGAUCACUGGACUGUCACGGAUUCCGAAAGCAUUCCGACUGGUGAGAUUCGAUCAGUUGCAAACAGCAUAAUGAAUCUAACGAACCCAACAAAGUUCGGUGAUGUCAUCGAUAAAGUACCGAACGGCGGUUAUGACAAUAAUUUCUGCUUGCCGAAAUCAUUCAAUGAUGGGAAAGUCAAUUUCGUAGCCAAAGUAGUGCAUCCAUCUUCAGGACGCCGGUUGGAAGUAUAUUCGAAUCAACCGGGCGUUCAGCUUUACACGACCAAUUCUGUACCUGAAAAUGGCAUCGUGGGCAAAGACGGAGCAAAGUACUUAAGACACGCCGCUUUUUGCUUGGAAACGCAAAAUUAUCCUGAUGCUGUAAACCAUAAAAACUUUCCAAACAGCGUGCUGCGACCAGGCAAUACAUACAAUCAUGUUGUCUUGUACAAAUUUGGAGUAGAAAAUUAAUUUCCAUUUCUCUGCUAUAAAUUUUGAAAAAUUAAACAAAUAUUAAAUAAUAAUUAAUCUUUUACCGCGUUAAUCCAUAAUUGCAAUCAGGAUUGGUAAAUAAUGCGUUAUUUGUAACAUCAUUACUGUUACAAGUUACUUUUUUCGGUAACAAAUGGAUAAUGGACAAUGUUAUAUUUUUGGGGUAACAAUAACGAUUAUUUCUAGCCAUGUAAAAGUUUAGUCGUAACUAGACUAUAUAUAUCUAUAUGUAUAUGUACAUGUAUCAGUUUUUGAGCUUUAUUCCUUUACUAGAAUUUUGAAUUUACUAGAAUUAGAACUUCCCUUCAUAUUUACUGCAAAAAUCUAUAUAUAAAAUGAUGUUUUUUAUUGACAGAACUAGUAUGCACUUAGUGCAUUAUAAAGCCAUUGUGCACAAAUCAACACAAAGAUGUAUGUUUAAUAAAAAUAUAGAAACGAAUUAAACCAUAAAAUCCUCAA
This is a messenger RNA of Acromyrmex echinatior (Panamanian leafcutter ant), 1756 nucleotides long. Its product is annotated as galactose mutarotase. Gene Ontology annotation, molecular function: aldose 1-epimerase activity; carbohydrate binding. The record is from RefSeq and is a predicted model, not a curated record. Lineage: Eukaryota; Metazoa; Arthropoda; Insecta; Hymenoptera; Formicidae. Gene Ontology annotation, biological process: beta-D-galactose catabolic process via UDP-galactose, Leloir pathway; glucose metabolic process.